GCUCGAGCUCCGGAUCGAGAUAUCUCUCUGGCGAUUUCGCGAGUGUGACCUAGCCGCCGCCGCCCGGCUGCGCCUGCGUCCGUCCGGAUGCGCCCACCGCCGUCGAACUCCGCAUGCAUCCGCCCGGAUGCGCCCACCGCGGAAGCACGUCACCGUGCCCAGAUGACUGGGGCACGUACGCCCAGCCAUGGGUCGCAGAGCGCGUCGCGCCGCUCGAGUGCCUCAAGGCGCUCCACCUCCGCCGCAUGGUCGUCACCGACGACGACCUCGCCGAGCUCAUCCGCGCCCGGGGACACAUGCUGCAGGAGCUCAAGCUCGAAAGUGCUCCGACUUCUCCGCGGACGGAGUACACCUCGUCGCUCGCUUCUGCAGAAUGCCUAAUUAUUGAUAAAGGCAGUGAAUGGAUCCAUGAUCUUGCGGUCAGCAAUCCUGUUCUGGUGACAUUGAAUUUCCACAUGACUGAACUCAUAAUGAUGCCAGCUGACCUAGAGCUUCUUGCAAAGAACUGCAGAUCACUGAUUUCCUUGAAGAUUAGCGACUGUGAUCUUUCAUAUUUAAUAGGUUUCUUCCAACUGUUUGUAUUACCUAAUCUUCUUAAUUAUCUUGGUAUUGUAAGGUUCUUAACUGUUGUCGCAUCAGCAAAGCUGGCUGUAAGCUAUAUGCCUUCUAGUUCUUGCAUUGUGUCCAAGUUAUCGGGCUGUAGAUUGCUUUAA
Molecule: messenger RNA, 713 nt
Organism: Phragmites australis (common reed)
Lineage: Eukaryota; Viridiplantae; Streptophyta; Magnoliopsida; Poales; Poaceae
Product: coronatine-insensitive protein homolog 1b-like
Exons: 2
Coding region: 114-713 (199 amino acids)
Source: RefSeq, a predicted model, not a curated record